Messenger RNA from Grammomys surdaster, 1728 nucleotides. Its product is annotated as histone H1.3. Gene Ontology annotation, biological process: nucleosome assembly. Gene Ontology annotation, molecular function: structural constituent of chromatin; DNA binding. The record is from RefSeq and is a predicted model, not a curated record. Bases 49 to 714 code for a protein of 221 amino acids. NCBI's taxonomy places the organism in Eukaryota, Metazoa, Chordata, Mammalia, Rodentia, Muridae. The transcript has a single exon. Gene Ontology annotation, cellular component: nucleosome.
CCCUCUCUGACUGUGCUUACUUUUCGCUUUACUAGUAAAGCCUAAAACAUGUCUGAGACCGCUCCGGCUGCGCCUGCUGCUCCUGCACCUGUGGAGAAGACACCUGUGAAGAAGAAGGCGAAGAAAACCGGCGCCGCUGCUGGGAAGCGCAAGGCGUCCGGACCCCCGGUGUCCGAGCUGAUCACCAAGGCUGUGGCCGCCUCCAAGGAACGCAACGGCGUGUCCCUGGCUGCGCUCAAGAAGGCGCUGGCGGCCGUGGGAUACGAUGUGGAGAAGAACAACAGCCGCAUCAAGCUCGGUCUGAAGAGCCUGGUGAGCAAGGGUAUCCUGGUGCAGACCAAGGGCACCGGCGCCUCCGGCUCCUUCAAACUCAACAAGAAAGCGGCUUCCGGCGAGGCCAAACCCAAGACCAAGAAGGCAGGCGCGGCCAAGGCUAAGAAGCCUGCGAGCGCAGCCAAGAAGCCCAAGAAGGCGACCGGUGCCGCCACACCCAAAAAAGCGGCCAAGAAGACCCCGAAGAAGGCGAAGAAGCCCGCUGCGGCUGCCGGUGCCAAGAAAGUUUCCAAGAGCCCGAAGAAGGUGAAGUCUGCUAAGCCCAAGAAGGCAGCCAAGAGUCCAGCCAAGGCCAAGGCUCCCAAAGCUAAGGCUGCCAAGCCUAAGGCGUCUAAGCCCAAGGCCACCAAGGCAAAGAAGGCUGCCCCUCGCAAGAAGUAGAGUGGCGCGUCCUGCUUUGAAAAUCUCAAACGGCUCUUUUCAGAGCCACCCACAGAUAUCAUUCAAAAGAGCUGGGCUGAGCUGAGCUUUUUCUGGUUUCCUUACGCUGUGUCAGCUGAUGCCGGCUAUGGUCUGGAGCAUAGUUAAUUUUUUUUUUUUUUUCUGUGGGUGGCGUGGGUAAAUGAUUCUGGAGCUUCUGUAAGUCGUAAAUUAGUAGGUUGCGUAGUUUUAAGGUUUUUUUUUUUUUCCAGCUACUGGCUGACGCUUCUCUGCUCUCUCUACGUAGGUAUUAUGUGCUGAGCUUAUUGGCAAGUCCUCGUUUCUGGCACCUAGGCGUGGUGCACAGGGGUCUCUAGCAAGCCAACCCGACAAUAGUGGCUACAGAUUGAAGCCUGAGUUUUUUUUAACUUUUCCAAUCGGUCUACAGACCGUGGUUUUGAGAAUUAGCCAAUCAAGCCGUCCUUUCACUCACGGGUGCGAAACGUAGCACCAAUCAGAGACUGUGAUAUUAACUGGAACGCUGGCAUUUUUGUGUCCCCGCCCCUUUGCUCACUUCAGAGCUCUGGAAUUAUGUCCUUUAGUCAGCCUGUCUUUAAUUUUGUAAUUUUUGUGUUUGUCGAGAAAUUACAAGAGCUCCGAUUUCCCAAAUAGCCACCCUCGUUUAGGGGUGAUACCAUUGUCACUAAGUGUGGAAGCUUUUCUAAAAUCCUGGUGCUUAAGUUUUAGUAAAGAAAUCGAACACCAUUGACAGUUCUGCACAUUUCUUCCUCAUACAUUUUUCUGAGCCUAUCUGUUCUCCCUUAUUUGGUCAGUAGACCAGUACUACUAGGGUGAGAACGUGAAAGAAAAACCAUUUUUGGAAGGUUUGCUUUGCAGCUUGACUUCCUAAAUUUGGGCAAACAACAAACAAACCAAGCCAAUCAAUCAAAAUACACUUCAGGAAGCUGAUCCAAACUUGGUGGAUGCAUUUCUAUUUCAUUAUUGAAAGUAUUAAAGUUUGUGAUAUAUAUAGAU